This is a messenger RNA of Fibroporia radiculosa, 618 nucleotides long. RefSeq lists its product as uncharacterized. The coding region runs from base 1 to 618 and encodes 205 amino acids. The transcript has a single exon. NCBI's taxonomy places the organism in Eukaryota, Fungi, Basidiomycota, Agaricomycetes, Polyporales, Fibroporiaceae. The record is from RefSeq and is a predicted model, not a curated record.
AUGGCCAAUACAUCACGGUCAAUUUUGCUUCCAUCCACGGGCGCGAAUCUUGUGGACCUCGAGCCACACGUGUCCUCCACUUCGCCCAUCCGUGGUUGUUUCUCAUACAAGGUGAUAGAAUGGCUGCGCAGACAAACAGUCCGGUUAGUUUCCAGCAGGCGUAUCCGUACCAAUUUAAGUCCACGUCGGCAAGCAGGCCAAUUGGAUACCAGGAGGCCAAUCAGUACCGAUUCCACUGGUCUUCGACGCCAUGAGCUGAGCGAGGAUAUGGCUUGCACUUGCGACUUCGACAGUUUAGAUCAGUGCACAAACAUCGAUGCCGUGGCUUUGCACAAUCGCCUGAUAUGUUACUCGGCAAACUCGGCGUACGCUCUGAACUCUCCGGAGUCAUUUUGGGGAGACUGUUCGCCUUCUCACGUUGUGCCCAAUCACGACGGAUGGGUUGCUGGCCCGAACGGUCGACUCUUGCUCUGGGUCCCAAUUUAUCUCAUGGAGCUGCCACGGAUAUAUGCACCGAGGAAUUCUCUAGUGAUCCCCGAUAGUGCGAUACAGCUAGAUCUGAGUCGGUUCACACAUGGAGAGGGUUGGGACAAAUGUUAUGAUUUCGAUGCCGUAUAG